Hermetia illucens (black soldier fly) is the source of this 1987-nucleotide messenger RNA. RefSeq lists its product as uncharacterized. Gene Ontology annotation, biological process: cilium movement; outer dynein arm assembly. The transcript has 11 exons. Bases 134 to 1855 code for a protein of 573 amino acids. Gene Ontology annotation, cellular component: cilium. Lineage: Eukaryota; Metazoa; Arthropoda; Insecta; Diptera; Stratiomyidae. The record is from RefSeq and is a predicted model, not a curated record.
UCUACUCAACCCCCAUUGUCAAAUAUUUUGUAGGAUCUGCUUUAAAAUUACUAAUCAUAUAUUUUAAACGAUUCGUUUCUAUUAAAAAUCUUAAUUUGAAAAAAGGAACAAAAAAUAAAGGUAAAUCAGCAAGAUGAAGAUGCAGGAUGAUAUCGAACCAUAUGUGCCUCGAGCCCCAAAGCAUCAUGCACUCUUCGGUGAAGGUUAUGUGCGGAAUCACUUUUUCAUCGAUUCGAAAUGGACACCUAGCAGUAGAGUGGCUCAAUAUCGAUGUAUGGUGGAUGUUUUAGAAAAACACAAAGCUUUUAACUUUGCACAAGGUGUAGGCAAUCGACGAAAGCAGGCCAAAGCGCUCAAUUCGCUCAAGAAAGAAUGCAGCGAUGGUCGCACCAAACUCAAGACAGCACUCUAUGGAGAUGCUCAACGUAUAAGAAACCUUUUGCGUAAACACAAAGAAUUAAGACGACUCUACCAGAAUAUGCCGAUUCAGAUGAUCGCGGAAAAUAUCAAUCAAAGAACCUUUGUAAAAAGAAAGGAACUUGAUCGUCUCACCUACAAGAAGAACCAAAUGUCAAAAAAAUACGAGGGAACUCUGUUAGAGCUUUCAAAACUUCAAGAUCGAGUCAAAUACCAAAAUGAAUUUACUCUGCCAGAAGAAAUUGUUGCCAAAGAAUUUCACAUGGAGUUGAAAAAUUCCCAAACUAGACUCAGGGCUUUAAAAACUGUUACAAGAGCAUAUAGUACGAUUCGACAUGCACUUUAUCAGGAUGCAAUCUACUAUGGACCAGCUCUAUCUUCCCUUCAAGAUGAUAUUAAUGAGCAAGCCAACUUCAUUAAGCAAGUUAUCCAUUUGGGACGUCCUGCUCUGGGAAAAAUUGCAAAUCUUGUUACAGAAUAUGAUAUCUUAGAGGAACAAACAAGAAAGACAAUGCAAGAAAGGCUGCUGACACUGUUGGCAGCGCGCCAAAAAUCAGCCUCCAGUGGAUCUGAGUUGAAGAAACUUGUGCGAAAAGAUAGCGAUUUUGAAAUUUUCCCCAAUCGUUAUGAUCGCGAGACACCCAGUAUGACAAGUUUAAAAAAGAACCUGGAGGACAUAGAGAAGGUUAUGAAGCAAGUGAAGCAAGUUACACUUUGUGCUAGGGCAAGAGAAGUGUAUCCAAGGAUGAAGAAACAAAUACGAGACAAUGAACAAUUAGAGAAGAAGGUGGAAAGGAAGCAAUUAGAAAAGGAUUUCGUUCAGGAUAAAGACAAACGGGCCGAAUUGUUAAUAGAGUCUUUGAAAUAUAAUGUCACGGAGGAGUCAAAUGCGAGAAAGGAUCGCAUUAAGGAGUUACAUGAACUCAUUCUUGAGCAGAAGAAGUCUCAUGACGAUAUGGUUAAGCAUACGAAAGAAAGGGGCGAAGUAAUGUGUUAUUUGCAAUAUUCAAUCUACCAGAUCGUUGACGGACUAAGACAUGUUUCCGAGUCAUUGGGCACAACAAGGCGAGAAUAUCCUAACGCAGACUUGAGGCUUCCACUUCUACAGUUUUCCGCCUACACUCCAAAAGCAUUCCCGCCUAGUCCAUUCGAAAAGAAUCCUGAGAAACUCCUUCGAGGUAUCAAAGAUAGAGUCCAAUUACUGAUGAACGUUUACAGGCAAAAGAAAAAUGACCAGGAAAUCAUUGAAGCUAACAAGGAAUAUCAUAAAUCCUAUCUUCGUAGUUUACUUCUCGUUGCAGCUCCUGAGGAGAAGAGUAUGGAGGCAUUACCACUGAUUGAAGAAGAGGAAAGAGGUGAUCCGAGUGUCCCUACAAGAAAACAAAUUAAGGCAAUGAGUGAAAAAAUUGUCGAGGAAAAAAUGAAGCAGGAGGACUAAAUUUUAUCAUUCCAUUGUUUCUAUUCGUUUAGUUUUAUCGUUUGCGGUUGUGACUAUCGUUGGAAAUGUUUAUAUGUAUUACCAAUAAAUUUUAAGAUAUUAGUGGUAAUAAUAAUUAUCUGAAAAACUAAA